AUGUAUGUCCUUUAUGUGUCCGUAAACGUUCGACUUUACCUAACAGAUCUGGUCGUUCAGAUGAUGUUCUCUAGCAGACAUUUGUUCAUAUUCCUCCUUGUGGUGGAAGUGAAUGCCACAGAGAAGAAAGAUUCUGGAAAGAAUGAUGGAUGUGUGUGUGGACACCCGGGAAUACCAGGUAGUCCGGGACACAACGGACAGCCUGGGCGCGACGGUCGGGACGGAGCCAAAGGUGAUAAAGGAAAUCCAGGUGAUAUUGGGACUUGCGGAGCAACAGAAAUGGCUGGACUAAAAGAUAAAGGAGAACCUGGUCUGCUAGGCAUAAACGGGCAGAAAGGACAACGUGGAGAUGCUGGUGAGAGAGGCUCACCAGGUAAAAUGGGGCCCCAAGGCUUUCCAGGGCCGCUCGGUCUCAAAGGUGCAAAGGGUGAAAUCGGAAUUCCAGGUCCGAAAGGUAUUAAAGGAGACGUAGGAGCUGAGGGACCUGAAGGGCCUCAGGGAAGCAUUGGAAACCAAGGACAAAAGGGCUCUCCAGGCCCUCUGGGACCCCCAGGAAGACCAGGACAUAAGGGGGAGAUCGGCCCUCCAGGUCAGAAAGGCAGCAUCGGCUACCGUGGUGAGAAGGGCACAAAGGGGGAAAAUGGAGAGAAAGGUCCGCAGGGAGACACGUUCGAGACCCCGAAGAGUGCCUUUUCUGUUGGUCUGACUUUGCAAAGCAAGCUACCAGCCGGUAACACGCCCAUCCGCUUCGAUAAAAUCAUUUACAACAGCCAGAAUCACUACAGCCAAGAGACUGGGCGCUUUACUUGUGCCUUCUCUGGAGCGUAUUAUUUUACCUACCAUAUCACAGUCUUCUCACAAAACGUCCGAGUGGCCCUCAUGAAAAACGGCCAAAGUAUCAUCCAGACGAUGGACAACUACCAAAACAGUGAGGACCAGGCAGCAGGGGGCACCGUUCUUCAUCUGCAGGCUGGGGAUAAGGUUUGGCUUCAGGUUAUGGGAGGACAGUUUUUUAAUGGACUCUAUGCAGAUGAUGAUGAUGACACAAUUUUCUCUGGGUUCCUUCUAUUCGCUGAGAAAUAA
Trichomycterus rosablanca is the source of this 1083-nucleotide messenger RNA. RefSeq names its product C1q and TNF related 9 (gene c1qtnf9). The record is from RefSeq and is a predicted model, not a curated record. The coding region runs from base 1 to 1083 and encodes 360 amino acids. The transcript is spliced from 4 exons. Lineage: Eukaryota; Metazoa; Chordata; Actinopteri; Siluriformes; Trichomycteridae. Gene Ontology annotation, molecular function: protein binding.